Molecule: messenger RNA, 5948 nt
Organism: Periophthalmus magnuspinnatus
Lineage: Eukaryota; Metazoa; Chordata; Actinopteri; Gobiiformes; Gobiidae
Product: sterile alpha motif domain-containing protein 9-like
Exons: 7
Coding region: 487-5067 (1526 amino acids)
Cellular component (GO): cytoplasm
Molecular function (GO): protein binding
Source: RefSeq, a predicted model, not a curated record
GAGAGACAGAAGAGACAGACGCGGAGACAGAGACAGAAGACUCGUCCCUCAGGAUGCAGAUGUCCUCUGGUUUGGCUUUGAACGGUCUGGCCCCAGAUUACACCCCGGUGCUCUGAGGUCUGAGGCCCAGCUCCAGCUCGAGGUCCCUAAGACCAGACUUAAAACCAGAGGGGACAGGGCCUUUUCUGUGGAACGUCCCCCCACGUUCAAACAGCUCCACUGUGGAGAGUUUAAGUCUCGACUUAAGACCCACUUUUAUUCUCUGGGUUUUAACACCUAAAAUCUGUGUUUGUGUUUGAGUCGGACAGAAGUGAGGACUCUGUGUGAACAAGGACCCCACAACAUGUAAAUUCCAAACACAGGUCUGUGCUCUGAACAUGGACACGUCCCAGGAACAUGGACACGUCCCAGGAACAUGGACACGUCCCAGGACAGCAGCUGGAGACCUCUUCAUUUAAACGUGACGCUAAAUUAAAAUAAUCCACAAUGAGCUGCUCCAAACGAGAGCGUCCACUUGCGAUGGAAGAUUGGACCAAAGAUGACGUUCGAGAAUGGCUCGUUUCAGACGUCAAAGUCAGUCAGACUUACGCUCAAAGGUUUUUUGACGAGGAAGUGUCUGGGGAGUAUUUAGUGUAUUUUACCAAAAGUGAGAUACUGGACUUGGACAUAAAACAUGGCCCAGCGGUGAAAAUCACAAACCAUGUAAAACAGUGGAAGCACCAGACGAAGUGUGAGCCUCAGUGUCCUGCAUAUGUGCAGCGCUGGACAAAGGAGCAGGUGCAGCAGUGGUUACUGCAGCACGUGAAGCUCUACGACAAGUACGCCCAGCGCCUGCUCCACGAGGAGGUGUCGGGGGAUUGCCUGGUUUGCUUUGAGAAGCAGGACUUUAAGGAUCUGGACAUUAAACAAGGUCCAAUAGUGAAGAUCCUGGCAGACCUUAGACAGUUGAAAGACAAACCAGAGCCGGAGCUGCUGCCUGUAGUGGAUGCAUCCACAGAAGAGGAGAAGAACCAGCCGGUCCAGCCAGUGCCAAGUGUGUCUCCACCAGCACCACAACCACCGCUACAAGCAACGCCACAACUACUACCACAACCUGCGCCACAGAAGAAACCCUAUGUCCCAAACUCCUCCAGGAGACCAUCCCAACAACUGGCAGCUCCAAACAUAAAGUCUCCAGCAGAGGUCUCGGGAGCAGAAAGUUUUAAAGACAACAAUGAAAUCACCAUCUACAAUGUGUUGAAUAACCUUGUGGAGCAAGAGAUAAAACAAUUUUGUUUCCACUUAAAAGACUACACUUCGCCAAAGCACAAGCCAAUUCCGCGAUGCAAACUCGACAAAGUAAAUCAAAUGGACAUUGCCUCAUUAUUGUGUGCAAACUAUGCAGAGGAAGCCCCUCGUGUCACAGUGGAGAUUCUUCGAGCAAUCAACAAAAAUGAAAGUGCUUUAGAGCUGGAGAAAACUGUGGGUGCGCGGAAGGUUAAGGAGUUGCCCUCAAAGGACAUUCUAAAAGCUGAAGCUGAUCAAGGGGACAAGCUGAAAAAUCUGUUGACGUGUGGCGGAAACGCGCUGGAUAACUACGAUAAGUUUAUUAUCGUCCUGAAUAAGAGCCGCCCAGAUCAGGUGCAGCACCUCCACUUUCUGAACAAACUGAAACUGUUCUGUGUGCUGGACUUUGACCCAAACUCGGCGUGUCCAGGAGGCGUCUGUCACUCCUAUAGAGAGUCGAGGGUGGCCAACCUGCACAGCCCAGCACAAUAUGAGGGAAAAAAUGAAUCAAUCAUAGAGAAGCUAAAUCUGUAUAAACAGACAAGCUGGGUCUUCUGUAACGGAAGAAAUGAUCUAGACGAUGCAUCACACCAGGAGCUGGACUAUAAGACCUGGCUGAAGACGUCCUGCAGAGAUGUGGAGCACCUAGUUUCAUUCGUUUGCAAACCAGAGGUUCUCUGUCACAGAGAAUUUCUGAUCAUCUUCCUCUUAUUGUCUCCAGUUGAAACUGAAAAAGAUCCCAUGUUUGACACGUACAGGUGUUUCUACAAAAACACAUCAGAGAAAAACAUAGUCACACUGUGCGAGUCCAAGAACGCAUAUUCAAAAUGGAGGGAGCUGGUUCAAGAGAAAUGUGACACAGACAUCGACCCAUUCUCCAUAAACGAGCUGAGUCUGAGAGAAAUCAAUGGCACCAUCAUGGCCCUGGGGCCAAUCGGCCAGUCCACUGUGAAACUGCUGCCCUCUGCAGGCUCUAGCUGCAUUGUUCUAAAACAGAAGGAGGAAGAUCUGAUGACCGCUCUGGAGGUUCUGUGUGUAAACCAGUGUGAGAAAAUUUACAAUGAGAACAGUGAACAGUUCAAACUGUUCAAACUAAAAGAAGAAGAGGAAUUCUACCGAGGCGGCAAGGUGAAAUGGUGGAAUUUUUAUUUCUGCGAAAAAGACAAGGAACGGCCCUUCAUCAAGAGGGACAAGUACAAAAAUGUAAAGAUGAUGAUCACAACUCAAUUAAAAGAUCCCAAAAACACCUGCGAUGUGCUGACUCUGUUUCACCAUCCGGGCUGUGGGGCCACGACUCUUGCAAUGCACGUCAUGUGGGACCUCCGCAAAGAGCUCAGGUGUGCGGUUCUCAAGGACAACAAAGUCUCAAAAGAGGAAGUGGCCCAUCAAAUCAUAAAACUCAUGAAACUCGAGCAUGAGAAGCCGUGCACAGUUUUACUCUUAGUGGAUGAUUCAAAGGACACUACCUAUGAACUUGUAAACUUUAUUCAGAAAACUGUGUCCAACAUGAAUAUAGACUACACCCACCCCUUUAAGGUGAUCAUUCUGACCUGUGUGCGCAGCCACAGUCCAAAGAACCAGUACAAGGACCACAACACUCCAUGCCAGUACCUGACUACAUCUCUGACCGCAGAAGAACAGCAGGACUUUGAAAAGAAACUCAAAGAAUUGGAAAAAACUCACAGUAAGCCAGAUAACUUUUACAGUUUCAUGCUCAUGAAGAGUAACUUUGACCCGCGGUACACUCGAGACCUUGCCUCUAAUACUCUGGAGAGUUUUGAUACGAGCACUAAGAAGGCCAAACUGUUUGCCUUUCUAGCACUGCUCAAUACAUAUGUGGCUGAUUCAGAGAUCUCCCUCUCACUCUGUGAGGACUUCCUGGGGAUUAAAAUGAUUAGAUGGAAAGAGGAUGGGAUGCUGAACAGAAUGGCCCCAUAUUCAAACCUCCUCAUCAUAGAUAAAGUUGAAGACUGGGGAGGGUACAAAGGAGUUCGGAUCCUGCAUAACCACAUAGCAGCUGCUUGUCUGACAGAGUUUGAGAGACGACAUGAGCUCACGGUCAGUGACAUCACAAUGGAGAUUUUACACUGUGAUCUCUUUUACAGUGCAGGAGUUGUUAAAAACAGACUUAUGAAGAUCAUAGAACAAAUGCUGAUUGAACGGCAACUCAAGAAGGGUGGAGAAAGGGAAUCAUUUUCACCACUUGUUGAAAAAAUCCACAAUGAAAAAGGAAGACAAACGAUUCAGGAAAUUUUUGUGCAGGUCUCCUGCAGGUUUGAAGUCAGUCCGUCCAUUCCCCAGGCCCUGGCCAGAUAUCUGUACAUUAAAGAGCAGGACUUCACUGAGGCUCUGAAAUGGGCUCAAAAGGCAAAGAACAUCAGAGAAAACCCAUUUACGUUUGACACGAUUGCUCAAGUCCACAAAAGUAAUUUAAAAUAUAACAUGGAACGAGAAAAGCAAAAAAAAUCACACAGUCCUGAAGGUCUUCAUCAGAACCUUAAAAUAGCAGUAAAUGCUAUUGCAGCCUUUGAAAGGGCACAGGAACUUGCACCCAAUGAUGAUGAAGAAGAGCCAGAAGAUGAUCAAGACUAUCCCAGAAAGUCGUACACUGUUUAUGGCUAUGUUGGAGUUGUGGAAAUUACAUUUUUGGUAUUUGAAGUACUGGGCAGGGUACCAUUUUUUGAUGAAAAUCAACAUCCAAUGAACAAGUUGUAUCUGAAGAGUUUUUUAGAGAGUAAAAUUCCAAUCACAAAUGUUCACAAGGACAACAAUGAAAUCAAUGAGAAAUAUGUGGAAGUCAUUCGUGAACAUGAACAUUUCCUCAUAAACCUGAAAAACAAGGUCAAAGACACAUUUGACAUCCUGAGUUCUUUCUUUACAUACUUAAAACCUAUCAAUUCAGAAUUCGAUUCAAAAAACCGCUGGACCAUCAGUGAACAUUUUAAAAAGUAUGUUAAGAUGUUUUGCAUUGAACCAGAACAAGUGAAAAAGGAGCAUCAGAGCAACCCUCAACUCGCUUUGAAAAUGAUGAUGGAACAAAAGAGGCUGUUCCUGGAAGAGAAAAACGCAGACACUUUUUCAGGAAUUCUUCAACAUUUGGACAGAUCUGCAGAAGAGAUGGAGGAGAUCACUCAGGCCUAUGCAUAUCUUUAUAAACACAAACAGUUUAGCAGCCAAACACAAGCAACUAAAGUAACAACCAACUAUAUCCUGUCCAACAUCUUUCUUAACCUCUCAAAGUCCAAAUCCAAACACGUGCUGGGCUACACAGCGCUCUCAGACAUGCUCAGAAAGACUCUGCAGGAUGUAGGUCUUCGCUCAAACUUCCCAGAUCCGUACUACACAGCCCUGCUGCUGUUCUGGCCCAAUCCCUCAGAUGAAACCACCGACAUCCAAAAAUAUGUCACUGCAAUUCGACAUGCUUCUCGAAAGCACCUGUCUCACUUUAAGGGUCGGAGCACUGUCGCUCACCUUUUUCUGGCAAAAGGAUCAAGUCUCACACGACUUGUUUCCAAGUUACAAUUGGAUAAAAACUUUAAAGGAAUGUCUCGUAAUAGUCUGGCACAGCUCUGGCGCAGUGGUGACAUUUUCAGAGAGAAGAUAAUAAAAGACAAGCUUCUUCGAGUUAAUGGAACCAUAGAAGAAGAAGAAAUCUAUGCAAAAUAUGGAAGUCAGAAAGUUCAGGUCCGUCCAGCUCUGAUUUCAGGCACAAGAAGCGGCUUCAGCACCGAGAAGGUCUCAUUCUUCUUGGGCUUCGCCAUUAAUGGACCUCUUGCUUAUGAUAUAAAAAGUGAGAAUUAAGGAAGACUUCAGCCUCUGCUGCCUCCUGCUGUUCUUAUUGUUGAGAGAUUGAAGCUGGAUGUGGAUGUCUAAUUGUUCCUCUCAUAAUCAGCCUCUUCAUGUCACUGUGAACAAAUGAACUUGCUGAAACCAUAUUAGAUUUAGGUCGUGUCCCAAAUCACCUAAAUUCCCUUCGACGCACCAUUUGAAGUGUGCGUCGAAGGGCAGGUACGUGAUUUCUGGAGUGACAAGGUCCAUUUCAAUUCACCCGACUGAAUGCGCCCGACAAACGUGCCCUGUGUUUCCAGUGAAUAUGGAGUCCACUGCACAACACACGUUCAAACGUUUGUACUGGUUUAUAUCACCUACAAAAGUGCGACAUGAAACUGUUAAAUCUGAAUAAAGAUCUGUACAGUGAGUUUGAGGAUUAAAAAGAGGAGUUACAUUGAAUAAAGGAAUGUGCAGUUAUUCACAGACAAUAAGAAGAAGAAGAAGAAUACAUAAUUAUCAUUAGAAAUUAUUAUUGCAAUAAUAAGAAUAAUGUAAGGAUGUUCAUUUUUGGUGUAAGAGUUAAAGACCAAGAGACUGAAACAUAAAGUCAGAAGAAUUUAAUGAUUUCCACAGGUAAAGUGAACAAUGAAGCAACAAACUCAGGAAAGAACAGAAGAAAGUCCUGAGAUGUGAUGGAAAGCUUUUAUAGGGUCCCCCAAUGUGUGUGUGUGUGUGUGUGUGCGCCCCCUGGUGGUCACAUGUCUUUAGUAAAUCCAGAUACAGUUUGUUGCUGCGCUGAUAGAAAAAAAUGUUUCCUCUGUCUCUGUUUUUAUGUUUAUUUUGUUAAAGUUCUGAAGUCGCUACAACUGGAAAAAACUCACCUGAACAUUAUAUUUGUCUAAACAGAAAUA